CUCAACUCAACUCUCACUCUGCUGCUGCUUCUCAGAGUGUCUGCUUGGUGUGUGUUUGUGUGUGAGGUAGAAAAUGGCGGAGGCGAUUUCUCAGGAGGAAGAGUCUUUCACAUGUCCAGUGUGUCUGGAUCUCCUGAAGGAUCCAGUGGCUAUUCCCUGUGGACAUAAUUUCUGUAUGAGGUGCAUUAAGGGCUGCUGGGAUCAGGAGGAUCAGAAAGGAGUCUACAGCUGCCCCCUGUGCAAACACACCUUCACUCCCAGACCUGUCCUCUACAAAAACCCUCUGAUUGCUGAAAUGGUGGAGAAAUUUGGGAAGAUCAGAAUCCCGGCUGCCCCUCCUGCUUUAUCUACUGCUGGAGCUGGAGAUGUGGAGUGUGAUGUCUGCACUGGGAGAAAACUCAAAGCUGUGAAGUCCUGUUUGGAUUGUCUGUUGUCUUACUGUGAAACUCACUUCAAAGCUCACAAUGAACUUAAUCCAAGAAAACACUCAGUGAUUGAUGCCACAGGCCAGCUACGGGAGAGGAUCUGUUCUGAACAUCAGAAAGUUUUAGAAAUAUUUUGUCGUACUGAUCAGAUUUGUAUCUGCUAUCUGUGUACGAUGGACGAACAUAAAGGCCAUGACACAGUCACAGCUGCUGCAGAAUGGAAAAACAAACAGAAGCACUUGGGGCAGACCCAGGGGAGAUUCCAGCAGAGAAUCCAGGAGAGAGAGAAGGAGCUGCAGGAGCUGAGGAAGGCUGUGGAGACUCUCAAGAGCUCUGCACAGACAGCAGUGGAGGACAGUGAGAGGAUGUUCACUGAGAUGAUCCGCUCCAUUGAGAGAAGGCGCUCUGAGGUGACAGAGCUGAUCAGAGCUCAGGAGAAGGCUGAGGUGAGUCGGGCUGAAGGACUCCUGAAGAGACUGGAGCAGGAGAUUGCUGAGCUGAAGAGGAGAGAUGCUGAACUGGAGCAGCUUUCACACACGGAGGAUCACAUCCAUUUCCUCAAGAAUGUUGUGUCAGUCACUGCUGCUCCUUGCAGUACAGUUUCAACCAGCAUGACCUUCAACCAAAGUUUCUCUUUUGAGGCUGUGAAGAAAUCUGUCUCUGCAGUGAAGGUGCAGUUAGAGAAGAAACUGGAAGGCAUCUUCAAGCAGGAAGUAGCCAAGAUAUCUGCAGCAGUGGCACAUAUUGAGAUCCUCCAGUCUUCAGAAUACUCCUGUCACUUCACACUGGAUCCAAACACAGCACACAGAAACCUCCAUCUGUCUGAGGGGAACAGGAGGGUGGAGUGGAUAGCUGAGCUCCAGUCAUAUCCUGAUCAUCCAGAGAGAUUUGAGUGUCAUCAGGUGCUGUGUAGAGAGGGUGUGUCUGGAUGCUGCUACUGGGAGGUGGAGUGGAGUGGACAGUGGGCUUAUAUAGCAGUCUCAUAUAAAAGCAUCAGCAGGAAAGGAGCGGGUGCUGAGUGUGGGUUUGGAUGGAAUGAUCAGUCCUGGAGUCUGGAACGCUACAGCUCCAGCUCCAGGUCCAGCUCUUUUUUCUGGCACAACAGUAAAGGGACUAAACUCCCUCUAGUGGCCAGCUCCAGAAUAGGAGUGCAUGUGGAUCACAGGGCAGGAACACUGUCCUUCUACAGCAUCUCUGACACAAUGACCCUCCUGCACAAAGUCCACACCACAUUCACUCACACACUCUACCCUGGGUUUUGCAUAGGCCCUGGAUCAUCAGUGAAGCUGUUGUGACCCACACUGUAUACAGCAGGACAGAAAUGUAAAGACCCCAGAUACAGAUAGCUGCUGACCAGAUAUUAGAUCAGACACGUGUCUGGUGGUGGGGCAUUACGUGAUGUUGACUAGAAUAGUUACGAGAUUGUACUCAGGAGAUUAAAAAAGGUGUUUGAUGUGUGAUGAAAUGUAAACUUUAUUGCAACAUGACUCUUAUAUGGCUGUCCCAAAACAAGUUUGUAAAAUCACCAUAUGUAUGGGAUCUUAUCAGCCUAGAAAUCUAGACGUACCCUAGCGGGAACAUUUUUUUUUUGCUUAGCGGGAUGGUCUAGGGUCGCACCGUUAAGGCCAAGCUUGCAUUCGAUACCAGGCCAGCCUAUCCAAUCAGAACACUCUAUCUGUGUAUGGAGUCCUUGAGCCCGCCUAAGCUCACCUUCGGCUUCCGAUAUUGACGCCAGGGGGCUUGACCAUGCGUCCUCGUUCGACGAGUUGGGUGUGAGACCGUGUUGCAACAACCAUAGAGAACAACGAAAGAUGGAUGAGGCUAACGAAGCGUGCUCGUUUGAAUCGGCUUUGGAAGAGUUAGACUUGGGCUUUUCUUUGAAGGUUGAGCAGAAAACACUCUAGUCAUUCGUUUUAAAGAAGGAUGUAUUUGCCGUUUUGCUGACCGGCAAUGAUUGGUCAUAAGUGCUGGCCUAUUACGUGCAGAGUAGUUUGAAAGACACCGUUUCA
This is a messenger RNA of Sardina pilchardus (European sardine), 2434 nucleotides long. Its product is annotated as tripartite motif-containing protein 16-like. The transcript has 6 exons. NCBI's taxonomy places the organism in Eukaryota, Metazoa, Chordata, Actinopteri, Clupeiformes, Clupeidae. The coding region runs from base 74 to 1720 and encodes 548 amino acids. Gene Ontology annotation, molecular function: protein binding; zinc ion binding. The record is from RefSeq and is a predicted model, not a curated record.